GGGAGGUAACUCCUGAUGGCGUGUAUCCUGUGUCGAUUGGAUUUCACAUGCGAUCUCAUAGUUUGUGUUUGUGUUCGUUUUGCUGUAGUUUUUCUCAACCUCUGUCAUGAAUUUUUCACCAUUAAUUGAACAUUAAGGAUGACAGUCUGAGAGGAUUUUGCACCAGGACGCACAAGUAGGAAAUAGAUUUUACGCUGACAAAUGAUUAAUCAUCCGUCAAGCUCUUCCAAUAUGGCUACUUCUUCUCUUCCUUUUGACGCUCCAAUUUCUCCACCAUCAUACGAGGAAGCAGUUCAGUCGCCCGCUCCAGAGAUUCCCAGAAUUGAAAUUGCAAGCAAUGAUGAACCACCGCCUUCUUACACUGAGGCUACUAAGGAUGAUGUGUACCCCAGCAGUUAUCUCCCUUCUGAUCAGCCAGAAGUGCAGAGCACGAAUGACCUCACAGGACUAAUUAUUGUUAGCAUAGAAAGGGCUGAUCGCCCCCGGCAAGGGAGGUCACCGGGACUUUUGCAUCAAACCGCAACACAGAACCGGUCACAACCAAGAAGAGAUAGUUCUGGACGAGGAAGUUCUCCAUCUGACCCUCGGGCACAAACUGCAGCCCGAAAGAAGUGGUCAGUCUGUCUACUUGGAGCAAUAAUGGGAGUGUUUGUUGUCGCGGGACUCAUUGCUGCCUCUGUGCUUCGACACUAUCCGUCAUCCUCUCACGGCUCAACCAACCAGGAACCAACAUUUAAGUUUGACUAUCCUACAGUUGAUCCAGCAAUUUUAAAAGAACUUGACAACGUGAAAAAAGAUAGAGACUUUUUAAAAACAAUUUUUUCAACAAACAAGCCCUCCUACUAUUUUGAUAUGUUUGGACAUGACACUACUCCAGAUCCUUUUUCUGGGUGGAAUCAAAUCUCAAAAUGGAAAACGGAAAAACCUUCGACAUUUGAAGAAGAAAUCAAGAAUUUGGAAAAAGAGUAAAUGGCAAAAAGCAAUUUAAGAAUCCUUGAGUACUUCCACGGAUCCAUUCUGAAUGAACUAUUGGUGUCCGAUGAACUUUGACUGGUGACAUUGACAAUUGUCCAUUUUGAUAGAAGUAUGUUGGCAAUACUUUUAUAAUAUGAGUUAUGGUAUAUAUCUCCAUGCGAAAUAUUCCUGAUAUUUAGAUGUCGUGGUGAUUUCAUACAUACAUUUUUUUUGUCUGAAAGGAUCUUCAUAUAUCUGUGCUGUUCAAAGCAGCAUGGAACCAAACUCAGUGUCUGCCACUCAUAUACAUGUGAGGGCAGUAGGCAAGGUGUUUGUUUGUAUGGUUAUGUAAUCAGAGUUAAUGUCCCCACUUUGCUACUAAUGUUUGAACCUAUUGGUAUCCUCUUCAGUAUUGCUGAAACUGACUAAACGUUCAAAACAUUCAAUGACUCUUGUGGUCAGUAUUUGGCUCUGAAGAAUUUCUAAAAACUUUGAAAAAUGUUUUUUGGCAGUAAAGUGCCACAGUUUUUAAAAAAAUAUAUUCUUAAAUGACUUUCUGUAGCAGCUCUGACAUAUUUUUCAGGAACAUUACUAAAAGUGGCAUAAGACCUUAAUAUAUUCUAGAAAAAAAUAAAUUUGAAUUAGUCCACACAGUUCUCUUAUGUAUUUCCCAGCAAUAUUAAAAUAUGCAAGAUUGUCCAAUUAACAUGAUUAAUACUACACCUACACAUAUAUUCACUCAAUAGAUGUGCGUUAUACAUGUUUUCUGGCCGUUUGGAAAUUUGCAAUAUCUUCUCAUGCAUGACCCCAUGGAGACCAUGUCAAACCCUUGGAUACAAUGCCUACUACAGCAGGGGCUUGCUAUUACACAGAGAGAUACUGGCAUACUCUGCCUGACACACAGGUACUGCACACCGAUUCAAGAAUAUACUUUCACGGGCAGUUUCAGGUGUGAUAUAUUUUGAUAUAUUUUUAUAUAUUUGGACAAAUAAUAAAUAAUUAUUUUCCUUCAAUCUGAUACUUCAUAUGGACAGCUAACAUGAUGGCAUGCUUUGGGGUUGUCUGAAAGGAAUAGGUUAGAGUUGUGUUCGGGAGAAGUUCUUACAAAGAUUCUGCACUGACCUUGAACUUGAAAAAUAUUUAAACAUUAUUAUAGAAUGUUUGUACUUUGGGCAUAUGGCAGUAAAUAAAUGCAUAUCUGUUAGCAAAUUAUUUGAAAAUAUAUACCGCACUUACGGAGUAGAGGACAGCCGAUUCUUUCAUAUGACUAUAGUUAAUGUUGUUAUGAGGCGACCAUGCUUGUCGUAAGAGGCGACUAACGGGAUCGGGUGGUCAGGCUCGCUGACUUGGU
Molecule: messenger RNA, 2305 nt
Organism: Haliotis rufescens (red abalone)
Lineage: Eukaryota; Metazoa; Mollusca; Gastropoda; Lepetellida; Haliotidae
Exons: 3
Coding region: 202-969 (255 amino acids)
Source: RefSeq, a predicted model, not a curated record